This is a messenger RNA of Cicer arietinum (chickpea), 744 nucleotides long. Its product is annotated as B3 domain-containing protein At3g25182-like. The record is from RefSeq and is a predicted model, not a curated record. Gene Ontology annotation, molecular function: DNA binding. Lineage: Eukaryota; Viridiplantae; Streptophyta; Magnoliopsida; Fabales; Fabaceae.
AUGUUGCAAGAUAUAGAUGCUAUGAUGGAAAAGAAAAAGAGCAUUCCUUUCGACCCUAAAGUUAAUUUCAGUUUGAAUAUCAUUUUAGCGCAAGUUGCUCCUCAUUUCUACACUGAUGAAGAGUUAUCACAAAUUGAAGAACUAUAUCAAAGUGUUUUCCAAGAAACAAAGUCACCUUUUAUUUCACAAAAUACUAUGAAAAAAGAGAAAAUGGAUAAUAACAAGAAGAGACAUCGUUCAAGUGAUGAAGGUAGCAUGUCUUGUGGAGAAAGAAGAGUGAAACCAAAGACCAUAAAGGAAAAAGAAUCAUCACAAUCACCAAAAUUGCCUAUCCAUAUCAUGGAAAAGAUCACAAAGUUGAAUGGUACUAAUGUAAGGUAUGUUAUGUGCAAGAAGUUGUUUAAAACCGAUCUCAACGUAAAUAACAAUCGUCUUUCAAUGCCACUUAAAAAAAUCAAAUGUGAUUUUCUUACUGAGAUAGAGAACAAUAUAUUGGAUACAAAGAAAGAAGAUAAACCUCUUGGGUUGGAAGUGAUUGUGUUGGAUCCUUCGUUUAGAGAAUUCACUAUGUCUUUGAAAUUGUGGAAGAUGCCCAAAAAAUCGAAGAUGCACUCGACUUGUGUUUAUAAUCUUAUUAAGAAUUGGAGGUUUCUUGUGUCGCAAAAUAAUUUCAAAGAGGAUCAAGAACUCAACAUUUGGUCAUUUAGGGUCAAUGGCAAACUACACUUCUUACUCGACGAUUAG